AUGUUAGGGUCCAUCGAUUGUAUGCAUUGGGAAUGGAAGAAUUGUCCAAUGGAAUCACAGGGCCAGUACAAGGGGCAUGAGAACAAGCCAACUAUAAUUUUAGAAGCUGUUGCAUCUUAUGACCUUUGGUGUUGGCAUGCAUUUUACGGGAUGCCUGGUUCUCAUAAUGAUAUCAAUGUUCUUCAUCGGUCUCCUCUAUUCGACAACCUGGCAGAAGGUAGAGCUCCAGAGGUGAACUAUACAAUUAAUGGCCAUGAGUACAAUAUGGGGUACUUCCUCGCAGAUGGUAUUUAUCCCCUAUGGGCGACUUUAGUCAAGACCAUCUCAGCUCCUAUGGGGAACAAGCAGAAGUAUUUUGCAACAGCACAAGAAGCAGCAAGGAAGGAUGUUGAAAGGUUUUUUAGCGUACUGCAGGCAAGGUUUCCUAUCAUUAGACAGCCAGGUCGCAUGUGGGACAGGGAGACACUUGCGUUGAUCAUGAGGGCUUGUAUUAUCAUGCACAAUAUGAUUGUUGAAGAUGAAAGAGUCGUCGACCCAGAUGUGCGGUUCCCGGAUGUUGCUGAAAAUGUGCGUCCUUCUCAUGGCACGUCUACUCGCACACUUGCUGAAUUUAUCGAGGCCCAUAAAAAGAUCAGAGACAAGCCAACACACUUUCAGUUGAAAGAAGACCUUAUCGAGCACCUAUGA
Messenger RNA from Sorghum bicolor (sorghum), 687 nucleotides. RefSeq lists its product as uncharacterized. NCBI's taxonomy places the organism in Eukaryota, Viridiplantae, Streptophyta, Magnoliopsida, Poales, Poaceae. The record is from RefSeq and is a predicted model, not a curated record. Bases 1 to 687 code for a protein of 228 amino acids. The transcript has a single exon.